Molecule: messenger RNA, 2046 nt
Organism: Trypanosoma cruzi
Lineage: Eukaryota; Euglenozoa; Kinetoplastea; Trypanosomatida; Trypanosomatidae
Exons: 1
Coding region: 1-2046 (681 amino acids)
Molecular function (GO): metal ion binding
Source: RefSeq, a predicted model, not a curated record
AUGCAGGGCGCUUUCUCUCCCGUCGCUACGGCAGCGACUAAACGCACUCCGCAUGAGAAUUGCUGUGAACAUCAGCGUAGUCAUCAUGCAGCGGGGCGACGACACAAUACCGUGGCAGCGCCGCAGUUGAAUCCACAUGAUCGUCGUCAUUGUGAACAUUUCAUGCAAAAACAACAACAACAACAACAACAACAACAUGGUCAUCAUGUAGUGACGCAUAUCGAGCCUUCAAAUACUACUCAUGGUGUGCCUCUGUUACCGCCUCAUAUUCACUCUAUGCUGUACCACAGCAUUGUGGGAUACACGGCGGAGUCUUCAUUGUCAGAAGGAUGCGGGGACAACGUGGGGAACAUGAAGAAUUAUCUUUCCAUUCCAACAAACUGCUUGCACACUCCAAGCCAAAUACGCUAUCCGCUACAGUCUCAGACUUCAUGCGAAUUUUCUGCUUCUAUGCAUUCCAACGUGGGGGGUCCAGCGUCUCUUUCCUCUGUGGCUGCGAAGAUAAUUCCACCCCGAGCAACCGUGAUAACGCCCUCGCCUUAUUCGGAGAAUGUCUCGGUUGGUAAUUUCUCUGCCUCUCCAUCCACCACACGAGGGUGUCAAACGACAGACACGAAAAGGAAACUUUCCAACUCACCAGUGGUAUACUCGCCAGGCGCGAGUCCUUCAAAGGGUUCAGGAAUCCCUUCCACAGAGUUCACGGUUCGGGCACUGGAGCGGGAAUUGAGGGCCGCUGAGAAGGAUGAGUUGCUUCAAGUUCUUUUGGAGUUGAGCAGUUGCAACCCAGAGGCGGCUACGUUUAUUCAAAGCAAAGCUCGUCUGUUUUCCUUUCGACAUACCACGACGACAGGAGUCAAAAAGGGCGAGAAUACGGAAGAUGCUUCUGGAAUGGACAUUUCGGGAACAAACAAAACCACGGCAACAUCUGUCUCGGCAAAAACUUCUCAGCAGCCACAGCAGGGCUUCAGUUUUGGUAUUAUUGAUCGCUGCUCGGGCUUGGUACAUGUAACGCCCAGCAAGCCACUGGCGUUUGAGGAGGACACUUCUUUCUCCAACAGCUGUGAGAAGGCUGCGUCAAUGGGCGGCACUUCGCCAAACAAUUUAUCUUCUCGCAAUCUAAGCUCGGCGCAGAUGCUUUUACAAACUCCGCCCAAUCAUGGUGUUACUUGGGCGCGUGGGGAAAGGAGAUGCGCAACUUCCCGGACUGUCGUCGUAGAUGCCUUUGUGAAGGCGGAGGAUCGCCCCUGGUGCGACAAGGUCCAUCCGUGCUUGCGCUGGUACGGAUCCUGUCGAUACCCGACGAGUUGCCCGUUUGUAUCGAGUCCGCAGAGUCUUUGCUUGAACUGGGUGCGGGGCUCGUGUGUGGCGGGGUCCGAGUGCAGCGGCGUUCACCGGCUUCCUGACGCAUGUCCCUCGGAGGUGCUAACCGUAUUUGAGCUUUGCCAUGGUGCCGACCGCGGUGCCGUGGCGCAUGAAAAAUUACAACGACAACCACACCAGCAACAGGAUUCUCAACAUGGUUCGCAUUAUAACCAGCAGCCGUGCAUCUAUACCGAUUCCAACCUGCAAGGGCGCGAUGGCUUUGACACACCGAUAGGGCAGCUUAUUUCGGAUGCUGCUGGUAUACCUGCAAGCCUGGAGCAUUAUUAUCAUGAGUUACAUUACAGUAAAGAAAUCAAUUUCCCCAACCAACAGCAAAGUAAAGAGGAUGGCUUCUGCCACUGCCGAAGCUGCCGCACCCCAUGUGAGGAAUUCGAGUUGCUGGCGGGAAGUCAAGAGGAACAAUCAUGGAAGUCAUCAAAAUAUUUACCACCUCCGGUAGCGCAACCUGUACCGCGCUGCUUAAAUGACAGUUUUGCUGCCGCAGAGUCUUCUGAAGGCAGGAACACACCGGGAGUAACGGAGAAAUCAAUUUGGAGGGAACCUACUCAAUUUUUGACAUGUCAGCCUUCCGCUGCAUGUGGGGCCGAAUAUGAGGAGGAAGCUUCGGAAUUAUAUCCUCCUCACAACUCACGCACACGUAAUCAGUCUCCCGUGUCACCAUAG